Phycomyces blakesleeanus NRRL 1555(-) is the source of this 531-nucleotide messenger RNA. RefSeq lists its product as hypothetical. The transcript has a single exon. The annotation marks the transcript as partial. NCBI's taxonomy places the organism in Eukaryota, Fungi, Mucoromycota, Mucoromycetes, Mucorales, Phycomycetaceae. The record is from RefSeq and is a predicted model, not a curated record.
AACCUGCCUAGAAGUGAGCGGUUUAAAGCAGAAAAUACAAUCCUUGUUGGCCUCAUGCCCAGACCAAAAGAGCCAAAAUCAGAAGAGAUCAAUCAUUAUAUCAAGCCAUUAGUCGACAAAAUGAUACAGCUCUAUCUUGGAAUACAGAUACCCACCUACCAGCAAACAGACGGUGCAACAGUUCGUGCAGCCUUAUUGAUGGUUGCAUGCGAUAUACCUGCUGCCAGAAAGACUAGUGGGUUCACCGCGCACAACAGCACAUGCGUCUGUUACAAAUGCGACAAUCAAUUUUCUCGUCUACCAGGCACUUCUUCUGUUGAUUUCCAUGGAUCUGAUUGUGACCAGUGGCGCCAUCGAAGUGAUAGAGCAAACCGUGUGCAUGCUGAGGAGUGGAAUAGUGCGAGUACACCCUCAGAAAGGCAGCAGCUGGAGGUCGAAUAUGGUGUUCAAUGGUCGCAGUUGUAUCAUCUUGGUUACUUUGAUCUAGUACAUGGAACGAUCAUUGAUGUCAUGCAUAAUCUUUUUCUGGGA